UGUGAAUUAAUCAAUUUAAAAGUCAUAACAAAGCAAUGUGUUGUGACUUUGUUUAGUGGUUAGAAAAGUUAAAACAAUAUUUUACGCAUAUGUUAAAAUAUAGUUACAGUUAAGUAAAAUGGGUUUGACCAAACAAUAUCUUCGCUACGUACCUAGCGGUACAUUCAAUGUAAUAGCUAGUCCUGAUUGUAAUAGCACUCAUGUGACUUUAAAUGGAGUUAGUGGAAGGUACAUUGCAGUGGGAGCAUGUGAACAUGUUAUUAUUUGGGACAUGAGAUUAGGAGAAAAGGCCCAGGUGAUACCGGGUGAGAAUGUGAUGGUGUCCCAAAUAGCAGCUAGCUCUAACGGCAACCAUAUAGCUGUUGGCUAUGUAGAUGGCAACAUUAAUGUGUUCGAGCUGACCAACAAUGAAAUAGUAUGCGUGUUUGCGGGACACAAGUCUGCCGUCACUUGUCUUCAGUAUGACGAACAAGGCACCAGGAUAGUAUCUGGAUCAAAGGACACUGAAGUGAUUCUCUGGGAUGUGGUGUCUGAAACUGGUGUGGCAAGAUUCAGCGGUCACAAGGGAGCCAUAACUAGUGUUAUGUUCAUUAACGGAAAGAAUUGCAUCAUCAGCUCUUCAAAGGACACAUUUGUUAAAUUCUGGGACAUUGAAACAAAACACUGCUUUAAAACACUCGGCGGACAUCAAAUGGAGGUCUGGUCGGCAGUAUUACUGAAGGAAGAGCGUUACUUGGUAACAGGCAGUAUGGACCAAGAGCUCAGGGUCUGGAAACUAAAUUGGAAAGAGAAAAUAAAAGAAGAAGAUAAAAUUUCACAGCAAUUGGAGAUUGUUAAAAUAGAAGACACAGAUAAUACUGAAGACAGUUCUAUCCUUCAAUGUCAUCAAGUGGGCACCUUGAUCCGCGGCGGGCGGGGCCGAGUCGUUGGUCUGGAGACGGAUCUCGGUCAGACCGUGCUCGCUUGCUACGGAACAGACUCCCUGUUGGAGCUGUUCGCGUUCUGUUCUGAUGAUGAAGCCAAAACUAGAAUGAGCAAACGUGUCAAGAAACAGAGGAAGAAGAUGACCAAACUGAAGGAAACCGGUGAAGUUGAUAUGGAAGUGAGUGAAGUGAGUGAGUUACUGACACUCUCCGACGAGGUCCGGAGACUCAGUUCCAUCAAACUAUCAGCUAAGUUGAAGUCUGCGGCCUUGUUACUGGGCACGUCGGGGGAACUCCGUGUGGGCGUGACACUGGCCACCAACACCGUUGAGCUACACAGUCUGGCGCUUGAAGACGGGAAUGAAGUGACAUGUCUGAAGCAGAUCACGUUAUCUGGUCAUCGUCGUGAGGUCCGCUGCGUAUCUCUGUCCUCCGACAACCUCGCCGUGCUGUCAGCCUCUGCGGACUCUGUUAAACUAUGGAACAGAACCAGUCAGGCCUGUCUCCGCACAAUACCGUUAUCAGUCCGACCCACGAGCUCGUGCUUCGCCCCCGGCGAUCGUCACGCGCUCGUCUCGUGUUCUGAUGGAUCUUUACUGCUGUUGGAUGUAGCAGCAGCUAACGUCAUGGAGAGUAUCCCAGCCCACGAAGGUGGAUGUAGCUGUGUGGGACUCACGCCGGAUCUGCGCGGUUGUUAUUCCGGCGGAAGUGACAAAACGGUGAAGUUAUGGCAGUUUGAACUCAUUCCCGACCCGACUGGAGACUCGAAGGCAAAGGUCCUUUCACUGCUACACACCCGCACAUUAGAGUUAGAGGAACAAGUGACUGCGGUGCGGAUCAGUCAGAACAACAAAUUCAUAGCAGUGGCGUUACUAGAUUCAACUGUUAGAAUAUUCUUUUACGACACUUUUAAGUUCUACAUCUCUCUAUAUGGCCAUAAACUACCGGUGUUGUCUAUGGAUAUAAGUUCGGACUGCAAUAUCAUAGCCACAGGCUCAGCUGAUAGGAACGUUAAAAUUUGGGGCUUAGACUUUGGUGACUGUCACAAGUCGAUCUUCGCCCACAACGACUCUAUCACGGGUGUGCAGUUUGUUCCCGGGACGCAUUACUUCUUCACCAGCUCCAAGGACGGGAAGGUCAAGCAGUGGGACGGUGAUUCAUACGACAAUAUCAUCACGCUGGAUGGUCAUGCUGGCGAAUGUCUGAGUUUGUGUGUCGGGGGCGGCGGACUCCAUGUGGUGUCAUGUGGUGGGGACGGAGCCCUAAGACUGUACACGCGCUCAGAGGAGCCCCUGGUUCUAGGAGACCAGGACGAAAACGAAGAGGGACUCGCUACAGGGGAACAACAUGCCCCCGUCCCGGGAUUGCCAGGUCUAAUUAUGCCAACUAAGAAGACUAUUGGAGCCGAAAAAGCUGCUGAUUCUAUAGUAGAGUGUCUGUCAGUGUGUGCGGAGUAUGAUCAGCUGGUGUCCGAGGCGAGGGGACAGCCGGUGGAACCCCCUGUACUAAUGGCGGCUUACAACUGUAACAACUCCGAAGACUUCCUCUUGGAGACCAUAUGUAGGAUACGAGCGAGUGAACUAGAGGAGGCUCUUCUGUUACUUCCUCUGAGCGCAUCAACGUCUCUGGUCCCACGUCUCGCCGGUCUGUUGGACCGCGGCUGGUCCGAGCCGGUCUGUCGCACGGCGCUGUUCCUACUUCGAGUGACGCCAUCUCUCCAACAGCCCGCGCUCCUCAAACACCUCAUACAGAUACAGGCGCGAGCUGCCAUGAGAGUCAACGAGAUACGAGACAUGGUCGGCUUCAACCUGCACGCCCUCCAGUGGAUCCGGCGCGAGGCGGAGUCCUCGGCGGGGGAGCAGCUGUUCCGCGACGCGACUGUCGCACGCAAGUCGCGCGACAGACGUGCGACAGUCGCCCGGGCCAGGAAACGAGCCAUCGUCACUAUCACUUAGAUUAAAUAAAAUAAACAUUUUAAAAUAUUAAGAAACUUUAAAGAUCGGAUGUAAAGAAAUAAAACAAAUUACAUUAUA
Danaus plexippus (monarch butterfly) is the source of this 2956-nucleotide messenger RNA. RefSeq names its product WD repeat-containing protein 3. Gene Ontology annotation, biological process: maturation of SSU-rRNA. The record is from RefSeq and is a predicted model, not a curated record. Gene Ontology annotation, cellular component: Pwp2p-containing subcomplex of 90S preribosome; small-subunit processome. Gene Ontology annotation, molecular function: snoRNA binding; protein binding. Lineage: Eukaryota; Metazoa; Arthropoda; Insecta; Lepidoptera; Nymphalidae. The coding region runs from base 119 to 2878 and encodes 919 amino acids. The transcript is spliced from 16 exons.